AUCAUCGCUUGCCUCUCCUGGUCAUUCCAACUUUCUCUCUCCAUUUCCUCCUCUUUCAAUCAUCCCGUCCGACAUGGCACGAGUAAGCGCACGGCCGGUCGGCGUCCGUUCUUCGAGUCUUGUCAAGACAUGAGAGUCCGAGCGACCUUCAUUUCGCUGCCCCCUUGUCACUCGUGGCCUCGCCCUUCUGCCCCCACCGCAGCCCGGAUAGCGAGCCACUCUGGGAGGCCCCGCCCGCCCAAUGCGAGAUCCAUCUCAAGCUUCCCCCUUCGUGAAACCCCUCAACUAUUUCCCAUCCAGCAUGGCGCGCGCCACACCUUCAAUCUCAGCAGAUUGUCCAUCUCCUCGCCUCAUCGCCAUCGUUCCCACACUCGACAUGCCAAUGACAUGUCAUACGUCACCCUCUGUUAUGCAACAUGCUCCUUUUUAUCUGACGCCUUGGAGCCGCUUCAUCUCCUCGGUCCAACCGCCGUAUGCCUUGGAAGCACUCACUUUCAACAUAAGCAUGGCAGGACGUGACUUUGCCUGCUUGGCUGUGUACCCAGAUUCAUUUCGUUGCAUGAGCCGCUAUUCACACCACAUGCUUUCCACUUUACUCCAAGUCGCACAGCUUGUCAAGCAAUGUGGGCAAAGCCGGUUUUUCAUUCAUGUUGUGAAGCUUAUGUGCAACUUCCAAGAGUCUGUGGGUAGGCGGUCCAAGAUAUGAUAAGGGCGUGAUGGAACAGCCCGCGACAUCGCUUCGCCUUCCGAGAGCGAGCUAAGAUUGCAUCUGAAUCAGCGAGCUCGCCAUCUUUCGACGUUCGAUCCAGUCUCCCAGAGCACGGAAAUUACUUGCCUUCUGCCGUGCCCCUACUGAGCACAACAGUGGCGCGCCUAACGUCGUCCGUCUCCCACCGGUUUGGAUCCUUGGCCUCGGGGAAAUAUUUGUGGGUUUCGCAUUGUCUACGCCUGAGCCGAUUCGGUAUGAAUAAGAACAGAAAGUGUCUUGGUACUUGUGCCGCUUCCCAACAUUUCGUGCGCCGCCGUACCGCAAGGCUCGUCUUGGUCUUGCUUCGUUCCACUUACCGUACCCGACCCCCUAAUCGAUUGAUUAUCCGUAGGUCGCGUUCAAAAAUAGAUUGCCCUCUAUCCUCCAUCAACUCACUGUGCCACAAGUCUCUCCCUCCUGCGUGGCUUGCACCGUUAUUAACACGUGUGCCGCGUGCAUGUACACGUGAAGAUCUUGUUAGUGAGACAUCAGGACAUCCAUGCAAUUGAUGUACAACCCGAAAUCAACGCCAAAAGCCAAACUCUCUUCGUCUUGUUCAUCAAUUCCAUUACCAAUCAUGACCCGCAGUGUGAGCAACAGAGGAAACAGGAAAAAUCCGACGACUAGAAAGGGGAGUAAGCAACAAAGUUUAUUCGCCAUGUCAAACUAUGCAAAAGACUUAUGCAGGGUGAAGAAAAAAAAAAGCAGAGUUCACAAACGUCAAAACACGACUAAGUGAGUAAAUCUCUGUGGUUUGACAGCUGCUAGCUUAGAGUUUAAACUACACACCCGCAUGCGAAUUGCCCCUGCAGGGAACCUCUACCGUACCUGAAUUUGCUCCCGCAUGGCUGUUGUCAACCCAACUCAAUGAAUUUAUUUUAUUUUAUUUUUCGGAAACCAUUCGCAUAAAUCAAUGUUACCGCUUCAGUGAGGCUCUGUACACGCUUAACAUUCCAUCAUUGUUUAUAAGUGCUCCAAAACGUAUAUACAAUAUUGAAAACGGGAUAGGUACUGCUAUCUCCAAAUGUUGGAUUCGACAAAUUGUUAUUGUCAAAGCGAUGAACGUGAUUCUUCGCGCACACUGCACUAUUUUCAACAAGAGUAUAACAGUAGAUGAAC
This is a messenger RNA of Periconia digitata, 1867 nucleotides long. The record is from the annotation of a GenBank genome assembly. Lineage: Eukaryota; Fungi; Ascomycota; Dothideomycetes; Pleosporales; Periconiaceae.